Onthophagus taurus is the source of this 1063-nucleotide messenger RNA. RefSeq names its product lactosylceramide 4-alpha-galactosyltransferase-like. The record is from RefSeq and is a predicted model, not a curated record. Gene Ontology annotation, molecular function: hexosyltransferase activity. Gene Ontology annotation, biological process: glycosphingolipid biosynthetic process. NCBI's taxonomy places the organism in Eukaryota, Metazoa, Arthropoda, Insecta, Coleoptera, Scarabaeidae.
CUUAUUAACCCCAUUAAUGUCUAAUAUGUCAUUAAAAACCAUCCUAAUUAUUCUGAUUAUAACCGAAUUAACUCUCUCGCAUCAGCGACUUCACCCACUAUUUUGCUACCAACAAGUUGGACCGUCUCCUCUAGCUGACAUACUCGACACAAACAUCCCAAGAAACAAAGGUAUCUUCCUAAUAGAAACAUCCUGUCUUUCGAAGCAUUUCCAACAAAUCACAUUAGAAAGAAGACAAUUAUGCGCAUUGGAAUCAGUCGCGAAAACAAACCCCAACAAAAACAUUUACAUGGUUUUCGUGGCGAAAGCACGUUUACCCAUUCAAGAUACAAAUCCUUCAUCAAAAAUGGUUAUGGAACUUCAAAAAUCUUAUAAAAACAUCUAUUUCGUUAAUUUAAAUUACGUUGAGUAUGUCGAAAAUACGCCGGUUCAAGAUGUUGCGAUGACUAUUGUUGAAAAAUUAACGUUACAUUCUUAUUCGUACGCUGAAGAUAUACUGAAAUUGUUAACUUUAUGGAGGUUUGGUGGGAUUACGUUAGAUUUGGACGUUAUCGUUUUGAAAUCGUUACACAAGAUGCCCAGAAACUUUCUCGGUGCUGAAAGCGAUUCGAGAAUUGGAAGUGCUGUUAUGGGGUUUAGUUCUGAAGAGUUCGGCCACGAAUACGUAACGAAAAUGUUGGAAGAGUACUGGAAAACUUUUAUUUUGAAAUCGAGAGGUGGUUCGGAUUUUACUACUAAAAUAAUUAAAAUGAUUUGUAAAGAAACGAAUACCUCCGCGAUUAUCCAACGUGGAUGCGAGGCAAUCAAAAUAUAUCCGAGCGAAUUUUUUUAUCCAAUCCCUUGGACGAAUUGGACGCAACUUUUUGAUGCCCGCGAAAAUGAAAACGUUUGGAAAUUAAUCGAGAAAAGUUUUGUGGUGAAUUUUUGGGGGAGCAGAAGCUUUUCGAAAAAGUUAAGGGUUAAUUCGUUUGCGCCUUACGUUGAUAUAGCAAGAUCGUUUUGCCCGAAAGUUUUUAAUUUAAUGAACGAUUAUUUAUGAUUUUUUAAAAUAAAUUACGUAUAU